AUGAAAAAAAUUCGGGCGACCGGUGAAGUCAACAGUUCGCUAUCAGACGAUGUGUGUCACCGGUUCUACUGGCUGGCAGACAACGAACGCUCUUUAAUUGCUGGCGAACGAAAAGAGCACGUCGUCGAAAAGCGGUUAAGCUCGGCUUGCCUGGCAACGGGUCAGAAACAACCAAACGAAACCCCUGGACGGACGCGAGGCAUCGCCGUUGACCCGUCGCACAGAGGUCAAGUCGCGCGCUGUGGACACAUCCAAUCCGCCGUCAGCAACCUCAUGACCUCUUCGGCGCGAUGCUGCAUUCCGUUCGCAUCGACGAAGUGUCGCCGAGCCGCAGUACCGAAUACCAAACCUGUUUAUGUCGAACCGAAUCGAGUCGAAUCGCGCAAAAUAACGAAGAUCAUUCACCAGCGCAACAGGGUGUAA
This is a messenger RNA of Soboliphyme baturini, 423 nucleotides long. The record is from the annotation of a GenBank genome assembly. Lineage: Eukaryota; Metazoa; Nematoda; Enoplea; Dioctophymatida; Soboliphymatidae.